AUGUCGUCGCCGGAGAUGGCCAUUAAAGCGCUUUACAGCUACCAAUCGCAGAGCCCUAAGGAGCUCUCUUUUCUGGAGGGAGAGUUCUUUUAUGUGGUUAGGGAAGAAACGGAGUGGUUCCAUGCAUCUAAUCCUUCGACGGGCAAACAGGGAAUGGUGCCAAAAAGUUACUUUGAAGUUAUCGAUAAGACAAGACCACGUUCUUCGAAUGCAAGCUUGCUGAGCCGACGUAGCAGCCAUGGCCAAUCCAAGAUGGGCUCGCUUUACGCGAUUGUUCUCUAUGACUUUCAAGCUGAAAAGUCCGAUGAACUGACGGCUUACGCCGGCGAAAACCUGUUCAUCUGCGCGCAUCACAAUUACGAAUGGUUUAUCGCAAAGCCCAUAGGCAGAUUGGGCGGGCCGGGACUGGUGCCGGUCGCGUUUGUCAGUAUCGUUGACAUAGCGACCGGUUAUGCGACUGGUGACGACGUUAGGGACGAUAUAAACGCAGUGAAUAUGCCAACUGUACAGGAAUGGAAGGGGAACAUCGCCAAAUAUAAGGCUAGCAAUAUAAGUCUGGGUUCUGUCGAACACCAUCCUGCGAUAGCCCCUUCCACACAACACUCAUCGACAAUAUUCGAGUCCGGGAUUAUAACAAAGGCAUCCGUUGAUAAUUUUGGCUUGGAGGACGAAAAGUACUGGUUUGAAGUGCAUUGCACCCUUUCCACCGGCAAAAUGAGGAGAUUGAAGCGUUCGUACCAAGAUUUUUAUGAUCUUCAGGUUAAAUUGCUCGAUUCCUUUCCAGCUGAAUCUGGUAAAUUACGAGAUGCAAAUGGACAAUGGACGAAGCGUAUUAUGCCAUAUAUCCCUGGUCCAGUGCCUUACGUUACAGAUACCAUUACAAGAAAGAGAAAGGAGGACCUCAACGUAUAUGUGAAGGACCUGAUCAUGCUGCCGGACUAUAUCGCACAUUCUGACAUGGUAAGGCAUCUCUUCAGUCUAAGAAACAAUGGGUUCGACCACGAGCAGAAUAUGCCCCAAUACAACCUCAGCGAAAAGGAUGGAGAAACCGCGGUUUUCGGUAGUCAAGCUGAUGGACUUCCGCAGGCUCGACCAAACGAGGAUAAUACACUUACGGGUGAGGACCUGAAACUCUAUGAAAAACUUUCGGAACUUUCUUUAUCCAAGUCUAAACCACAUUCGCGACCUCCCAGCACUCAACCACCUGCAUUGAAGCCAACCAAAAUAAAAUUCUAUUACAAAGAUGAUAUUUUUGCACUCAUGUUGAAUAGCAAUAUAACGUAUGCUGAGCUGCGCAGCAAGAUUGCUCCGAGGAUCGACGUAGAGAAAUUCAAUCUGCAAGUUAAGUUGGCCGACGGUGCCAUCGAAGAUGUCACGACCGAUGCUCAGGUGGCGCAGAUAAUUCAAGCUAAACUCAAGAUAACAGUUUCGGACUCCUGA
Messenger RNA from Torulaspora globosa, 1440 nucleotides. It is a transcript of the gene BEM1, whose product is annotated as phosphatidylinositol-3-phosphate-binding protein BEM1. The transcript has a single exon. Gene Ontology annotation, molecular function: phosphatidylinositol binding; protein binding. Lineage: Eukaryota; Fungi; Ascomycota; Saccharomycetes; Saccharomycetales; Saccharomycetaceae. The record is from RefSeq and is a predicted model, not a curated record. The coding region runs from base 1 to 1440 and encodes 479 amino acids.